Malurus melanocephalus (red-backed fairy wren) is the source of this 3848-nucleotide messenger RNA. It is a transcript of the gene PEX7, whose product is annotated as peroxisomal biogenesis factor 7. Gene Ontology annotation, biological process: protein import into peroxisome matrix. NCBI's taxonomy places the organism in Eukaryota, Metazoa, Chordata, Aves, Passeriformes, Maluridae. Gene Ontology annotation, cellular component: peroxisomal matrix; cytosol. The transcript is spliced from 10 exons. The coding region runs from base 65 to 1030 and encodes 321 amino acids. The record is from RefSeq and is a predicted model, not a curated record. Gene Ontology annotation, molecular function: protein binding.
CGGCGGCACCUCCGCGGCUUCUCCGCGGCUCCUCCGCGGCUCGGCGGAGGCCCGGGCGGGGGCCAUGGGCACGACGGCGGGCGCGGGCGCCCUGCGGCUGCCCGGGCUGCACGGGUACGCGGUGGAGUUCUCGCCAUACUGCCCGGGGCGUGCGGCCUGCGCCGCCGCGCAGUACUACGGCAUGGCAGGUUGUGGAACUCUGGCAGUGCUGGAACAAAAUGAAGCUGGGAUUGUUCUGCUCAGGAGUUUUGACUGGAAUGAUGGUCUGUUUGAUGUGACCUGGAGUGAGAAUAAUGAAAAUGUGUUGAUCACUUGUAGUGGAGAUGGAUCUCUGCAAAUCUGGGAUAUGGCUAAAACCAAAGGUCCGCUGCAAGUGUAUAAAGAGCACACUCUGGAGGCAUAUAGUGUUGACUGGAGCCAAACUAGAGGAGAGCAGCUAGUGGUAUCUGGUUCAUGGGAUCAAACAGCCAAGCUGUGGGAUCCAGCUGUGGGGAAGUCAUUAUGCACUUUUAAAGGCCAUGAAGGGGUCAUUUACAGCACUAUAUGGUCUCCACACAUCCCAGGUUGUUUUGCAUCUGCCUCAGGGGAUCAGACUUUAAGAAUUUGGGAUGUGAAAACCCCGGGAGUCAAACUUGUGAUACCAGCCCACCAGGCUGAGGUCUUGAGCUGUGACUGGUGCAAAUAUGACGAGAACUUGCUGGUAACUGGUGCAGUUGACUGUAGCUUGAAAGGCUGGGAUUUGAGGAACAUCCGACAACCAGUGUUCGUCUUGCUUGGUCAUACCUACGCUAUCAGAAGAGUAAAAUUUUCACCAUUCCAUGCAACCCUGUUGGCCUCCUGCUCCUAUGAUUUUACUGUAAGAUUCUGGGACUUUUCCAAGCCUAAUCCUUUGCUGGAAACAGUUGAGCAUCAUACUGAAUUUACAUGUGGUCUGGAUUUAAGUCUUCACAACCGUGGUCAGGUGGUGGACUGUGCUUGGGAUGAACUAGUCAAGAUCUAUACUCCAUCGUGUCUGGCAGUUCCUGUUUAGAAGAGAAGAUGAUCUGACAUGCCAGGAACCUUUCUGUCUUCCCCCACAAUCAGACUUGUGCUGAAGUAUCAACUAAUCUUAGUGUCUCUUUCUAAGUCAGACUGCUUGAAUGGGGUGUUGUGCACUUGAACAUGUGGAGACUUYGGGGUUUGGUUUACUGUACAGGUCAUACUUGAACUUGCAAAAUGUUCAACAGCUACUCGAUGGCUGAGGAGCAGCCAYAGCAGAUUGGAGUGGUGUCUUCAGAGCUGAAUCACCAACACGAGUUUGUGAUCUUUCUGGCUAAUGGUGAGAGCAGAAGCCUGAAUCUUCCUGUUCCUUAUAAAAUAACUGGCAGUGUAUUUUGAGGUAAUGUCACUGUAGAAAAGAAAAGACAGGAAAGGAAAAGAAAAUAAAGGCUCUUUACUGUAAAGUACUGUAAUGUCAACUGAAGUUUGUAUCACUCAGAUGCAUUUAUAUAUUUUGCUGUGAGUCACAUUGCAUUAUUUCCUUUCACAAUAUGAUGCUCUUGAUCGACAGUAAAUGUCAUAGUUUAUAGCUAGCUGAUUUAUUUGACCUUUUUGAUUGCCGCUUCACAAAGAUGGUAAAGAUUAUUUUCAUGUAUUUUUUCCUUUAGAUCUCCUUGAGUAAAACAGUUGAUGAAGUUAUGUAGAAAGAUUCUCUGAUAAUAGAGAAGAUGGUUAUGAAAAGAUGAAAUAUAUGCACAACUAAUUGGAUCAAAGUCCUCAAGAUUUAGAUACAGGGCAACCAUCUUUUCUGUUAGACUUGUCUUCUAUUUUAACUUAGAAAGUUUUCCAAGAAACAGAAGAGGAAUGUGGCCAUAUAUCCAGUGUUUGUGGAUCUCUCACAGCCUGGCCAAAGUGAAAACUGAUGUCCAGACCAGUUGAACCUAUAUACAUGCAGAUUAAUUGCAUGACAUAAGCAUAGCAGUUCCAGCAUGGCCAAACUAUUGUGGUUGCUAGAAUAUAUUCAACAUGUUCUAGGCAUGUUGAAUACUUUGCAUUCCCCCUUUGACCCCUCAGCSCACAUGCUGGUACUUUCGUCUGAGUUUUCUGGGUUAAGUAGAGAUGUUCAGUUGUUAUGCUUUCCCAGACACCUUUGAAUACUCUUUUAGGAUCCAACUGUCAUAGUACUGCAGCAUUCAUUGGUAUGUKUUAGGCUUCUCACCUGGUUUCCUGCUAGCCUUUUUUGUUUUAACCUUCUUAAGGCUGUCUCCUUUCUGCUGUUAAGCCAUCUCAAUUACYGUUACCAUCAAAAGACUCUUUGCAGGUUGGGUCUUUGCGGAUCUUUGGUCAGGUUUUCAUAGUCUGCUGUUAAUAAAUGUACCCUUCUGGGAUGCAGUGCUCAUAGAUCAACCAACAGCAGACACUGCCAGAUCUGCUGGAUGCUUUGAAGCAAUGAAGGAAAGAAUUCAGCUGAGCUAAGACCUGCAAGUUGAAAGAAAAGAAUGGUUGUUCUAUCUUGCAGAAAGAGCCAGGGAACUAACAGGCAGGUACAGGGAGACAUGCAUAUAUUGAUGUGGUAUAUAGGGCAGGACAGGAAGAAAAUUUCUUCUACAGCGUGAUAAUUUGGAUCCCAGUAGGAUCUUUUACUUUUCUUGGUCAAUGCAAACUGGCCCCAGAAUGCUAUCGUUUUGAGCUGAAUUAAUAACAAAAAAUAGAUUGUAUCGCUUUUUAUGACAGUGUGCUGUACCAAAUCCCAAACAUUUACUGCACCUUAAUUCUAUGUGCUGAGGAAUAAUGCAACAAUAAAGCUGUGCUGCAUGCAGCUUUCAGCAGUACCAUGGGCCRUAAAAUCUAAUUUUAGGCAUUAAAAUUGAUUAUUUCAACUUCAAUAGUUCUUCCACUCUUCUGUUUUAUCUCCCUUUUCUGCUUCGAUUACAAGUUACUUGUCUGAGUGGAACAUUUUGAUGGCAGGUGUGUAUUUUAUACGCAUGUUUCUGGAAAGACAGAGGGAGUGGGAUUUUCUAGAAUGCUGCCAUAGUGUAUAAGUURGAAGGGCAAAUUUAGCAGAUCUAGUGCAUGGGGGGAAUUAGGAAUUCUGAACAUGCACACUCAGCACAUGGAUUAAACCUUUCCUCAACUGCCUUCUCUCCCUUCAUGUCCCGGUUAGCUUCAGUGCCGAGGGUUGCUGUAUUCAGAUUUAAUUCUCUUGAAAGAUGAGCACAUCCAGAAGAUGUGCAUAGUAAAUAAAAACUGUGGCCUUUAAUCUUCCUGUGUGAUCUUUGAAUGGAGARAAUGUGCUGUAACAUUUCUGCACUGUAACAGAAAAAAAACAAUUUGGCAAUAGUUGUUGCUAAUUCUCAGGGAAUAUUUGCUAUAGUUGUUUUGAAGAAAUACUUCUUAUUUUAUGACCAAAAUACUAGCUUCCAAUCUUUUUUUUUUAAUUUGCUGAAACAGUUAACAACAACAAUCUUAAAAUAUUUAAUGUGUUCUGCUUUCAAACUUGCGCCUGUGAAAGAUUUUGUUUUAUUGAGUCUGAGUUUCUCUUUGGUUCAAGAAACAUACUGAUUAAUCAAGUUCUAAAGGUGUGGAUUUGUUGUUCUAUAAUACUAUUAAAUUAAUUGCACACAGUAUCUUUGACUAUAUUCUUGUGUUCUCUUCCCCAAUUAAAAAAUGUUGUUCAAAAAGGAAAUGCCRUGAAAGAUACUGAGAGUAUUUUCUACAAAAAGUAUCAUAAUCAUGGUUUAUUUCAAGUGUGAAUACUGGGUGAUGGUCACAUUUUCCCCCUGUACUUAUAGAGACUAUAUUAUGUAACUUUUCCUAGCUGUACGUCCCAUUAGAUCUGCAUUUUCAUAAAGGAAAGCUAUUUUAAAUUA